UGUGGGCGAUGUCGGUGAUACGUUAUUCUUUCGUGCAAAUGGCGGUGCUACUUACAGUAAAACUGAUAGUAUAAUUUUUCAUGCACUAAAGUCUUGACAAAUGCACAAAAUAUAGUCAUGAAUUUAUCAGCCAAUAGCCGCUUUAAGAUCUUUUUUUUUAUAAUUUCCUUAUAUAUUAUAAGCUUGUGCGUGAUGAAAAUAGGCUAGUGAAUUGAAUCAAAACAGUCACCGAGUCAGUGUAUUUCUUGUUCUAGCACUUUUUUAUUUAUGCGUAUAAUCCAUACUAUAGUACAAAUCUUAUUGGCGGUGUUACAAGUUAGUAAUAGUUAUCCCUUAUAAUUUGCACAUAGUCAACCAACGUUAGUUUAUUUUAUAUUACAGGGUCGAAUAAUUUAUUGUAAAUUUUAUUAGAAAAAAUAUUGGAGGUGACUAACAGUAACAGUGAGUAACAUAACAUGAUGUCAUGUCUGUAUGGACAGUGCCGUCAAUGGGUUGGUUUUGUGCAUCAACUAUUGAACAGAAAUGUUUUACGCUCAUUUUGUAUUGGCAAAGAAGGGCCCUUUAGCCCGUAUCUGGCUGGCUGCUCAUUGGGACAAGAAGCUGACAAAAGCCCAUGUUUUUGAGACAAAUAUAGAAAGCAGUGUGGAAGGUAUUUUACAGCCUAAGGUCAAGAUGGCUUUACGGACUUCGGGUCAUCUUCUGCUGGGAAUUGUGCGAAUCUACUCAAGAAAAGCUAAGUAUUUGCUAGCAGACUGUAAUGAAGCAUUCAUCAAGAUCAAAAUGGCUUUUCGUCCAGGAAUAGUUGACCUACCAGAAGAAAACAGAGAGGCAGCUGUGGCAACCAUCACUUUGCCUGAAGUUUUUCAUGACUUUGAUACAGCCAUGCCAGAUAUGAACAAUCUAGGCAUGGAAACACCAGUGACUUUAAAUCAAAGCCGAGCAGAAGACAUUACACUCAAGGAAGACUAUGGAACUCUUACUCUUAUGGCUGAUGAUGGAUUUGGUGAGUUUGGUGAUAUGGGUUUUGAUGAUCCUGAAUUAGCUCGAGAUGCAACAAACAUUGAUGAAGGUUUUGAUCAUGCAAGUCUACUGUUAGGAGAAGACAGAAACAAAGAUAAACCUGAAGAUACAUCUCAUGAACCUCAUGAAGCCAGCCAACAGGGCCCUUCUAGUUCCAAACCCAACAUGUCCCUUGAUGCUCCACUAAAAGAUGAUGGUUUUGGAGGAACUGUAGGAGAAGGCUUGUUGGAGGGAGAUGCAGGGUUAUUUGAGCCAACUGGACUUUUUGAUGAUGCCCCACUUGGUCAUGUACCCAUGGAUACCAGUAAUACAGAUAAUCCCCCAGAGGCUCAGGAAGGCCCCUCAUCUGCACCACAAGCAGAAGUUAGACCAGAAGAGUCUGAUGAUGAUGAUGACGUGUAUGAUAUGGGCCCUUCUUCCAUGGGAGGAAUGUCAGCUCCUUCUACACCUGGUUCUGUCCCUCCGCCAGAAGAAGUCCUUCAACCCAUGCAGACUGGUGAUACUGGGGGUGGGGGGGAUGAAGGCAUGCCUCCACCAUUAGAUGCUGACCACAGUGUGCUUCCCCAACCAGAUGUCAUGCCUCAAGACCAAACAACAUUAAUCCAUAAUGAAGAAGAGACAUUUGCUCUUGCACCACUUGAUGCCACUAUAGUACAGGGAGCAGAAAAAGCUAAAGGUAAGCGUAAACGAAAGCUGGUUGUUGAUGAGGUGAAAAAUAUAUCUGGUGAGGAGAUGAAGUCUCAGCUGUCUGAUACAACAGAUAUUGUUACCACCCUUGACUUGGCUCCUCCAACUAAACGACUUAUGCACUGGAAAGAAACUGGUGGAGUUGAGAAGCUUUUUGCUCUUCCAGGACGACCUAUUCUUUCAAAAACCUUGUCUAAGCUUUAUCAGAGGCAUUUAACAAGCAGGCCUGUGGACAAUGAGGAAUUUGGUCUGGAGGAAGAUAAAAUUGACUUAGAUGGGCAGCCAGAACAGCUUCGAGAAGAAGAAGUGCCACCACACAAACGAAGGAGAGAGAUGGUUCCGGAAGAAUUAUCAAGGAUAGAACAGCCUCAACUAGAAACAUCUAUACCAGUACAACCUAUGCCACCUGUAGACCAGUCCACACCACACCUCUCUAUGGGUAUCUCCACAGAAGUACCAGUAACAACUGAACAGUUGCCUCCCUUGCCUGUCCAGGAGUCAGCAAUGCUGCCUCCUCAAGUGGUACCAGAAUCACUUCAUCCACUUCCUCCUGUAGAAGGACAUCAACUUCAUCCUGUAGAGGGACAUCCACUUCGUCCUAUAGAAGGGUACCCACUUCAUCAAGUAGAGGGACAUCAGCUUCAUCAAGUAGAGGGACAUCAGCUUCAACAAGUAGAGGGGCAUCCACUUCAUCAUGUAGAGGGGCAUCCACUUCAUCAUGUAGAGGGGCAUCCACUUCAUCAUGUAGAGGGACAUCCACUUCAUCAUGUAGAGGGACAUCCACUUCAUCCCAUAGAUGGACAUCAACUUCAUUCCGUAGAUGGACAUCCACUUCAUUCCGUAGAUGGACAACUACUUAAUCCAAUGGAGGGACACCCACUUCCUCUUUUAGAGGGACACCCACUUUCCGUGUUAGAAGGGCAUCAGACCACUGAUAUUUUAGCAGCAGCAACUACCACAUUGCAUGAUGAACCUUGUAUCCAGCAGCAGCAACCAUUGGGGUCUGAACUAGAAAAGGAACAAGAACCACAACAAGAGGAAUUUGUACAACCCACUAUGGUGAAUCAUAAGGAACAAACAGCUGAAGAAGAAGAAGAUUAUGCUGCCCCAGCUAGUGUUGGACCUCCUGAGGAACAACUAGCAGAUGAAACAUACGAACAGUUUGAAGAACGUAUACUAAAUAAAAGAACAGUCCACAUGCUUCAUCUAAUACAGCAUGGACUAGAAGCAGGAAAAAAGAUGCGUUUUUCUGACCUGGUGAGAAACAACAUGCGUAAGCAGGUUGCCCAAAAAUUCUACACGUUUUUAGUACUGAAAAAACAACAGGCUGUAGAAUUAGAGCAGAGUGGGCCUUAUGGAGAAAUAAUUAUCACCAGGGGCUCAAAGUUUAAUGGAGUUUAUUAAUGUAUGCAUUUUUG
Messenger RNA from Limulus polyphemus (Atlantic horseshoe crab), 3125 nucleotides. RefSeq names its product double-strand-break repair protein rad21 homolog. Gene Ontology annotation, molecular function: chromatin binding; protein binding. NCBI's taxonomy places the organism in Eukaryota, Metazoa, Arthropoda, Merostomata, Xiphosura, Limulidae. Gene Ontology annotation, biological process: replication-born double-strand break repair via sister chromatid exchange; synaptonemal complex assembly; mitotic sister chromatid cohesion. Bases 523 to 3111 code for a protein of 862 amino acids. The transcript has 13 exons. The record is from RefSeq and is a predicted model, not a curated record. Gene Ontology annotation, cellular component: synaptonemal complex; cohesin complex.